Epinephelus lanceolatus (giant grouper) is the source of this 505-nucleotide messenger RNA. The record is from RefSeq and is a predicted model, not a curated record. NCBI's taxonomy places the organism in Eukaryota, Metazoa, Chordata, Actinopteri, Perciformes, Serranidae.
AUGGCAGGAUCUGGUGUUGCUCUGAGGCUGCACGAGUUCAGAGAGUCUCAGGACUCCAGACAGCUCGAUGGACCGACCACGUUAACACAAUUGUCUCGUCUGGGGAGAGACGUUCAUGGAUUGUAUCCAGGACAGCUGGGUAGAGUCCAUGUUGUCCACUCAAAGGAUUGUGGCUACAGUCUUCACAGCGGACGGUCUCAGUCGCUCUACAAGUCUCUUCAGUCUCCAAACCCUCUGUGUGAAAACUACCAGCAGAGUUUUGACGUCCGCACCCUGAGAGCGCUGGCUGUCCUCCGUCACCAUCCUGCUGUCCUGGAACAGCGCCCCCCUCAGACGGUUUACCAGGAACAGUUUGGUCUUCAGUCACCUCUCCUGCCUCAGUAGUUCAGCACAUUGUGCUUUAAAGCACAGUGCAGGAAGAAGUAACUGUAGUAAUACUGCAGUAUAGAAAUACUCUGUUUCAAGUAAAAGUCUUGCAUUCAAAACUUUACUUCAAGGGACAGUU